Molecule: messenger RNA, 3081 nt
Organism: Esox lucius (northern pike)
Lineage: Eukaryota; Metazoa; Chordata; Actinopteri; Esociformes; Esocidae
Product: estrogen-related receptor gamma-like
Exons: 8
Coding region: 344-1696 (450 amino acids)
Biological process (GO): regulation of DNA-templated transcription
Cellular component (GO): nucleus
Molecular function (GO): nuclear steroid receptor activity; zinc ion binding; sequence-specific DNA binding
Source: RefSeq, a predicted model, not a curated record
UUUGAAAAAGUGUCAGAGUGUUUGACCAGUGUGUGACGGGGGCUGCCGUGUACAGUAUGUGCACCACAUGGCCCCGCAUUUAAGUGUGUCUGGGUGCGUGUAGGAGCCAUGUGGCUGAAAAUACGUAGCUCACGCUGAAAGAAAAAGGCCACCUUAAACAAUCGAAUAAUCAAACAAAGCUUGGUUGAUGGGACGUGUAAGUUACGUCAAGAGUCAGUCCCAUGCUUUCCUGGUCACCUCUGUUUGCUGAGGAGUGGCCCAAAAAUGGAAUUUAAACAAAUGUGUUAACGUUUGUUUACUCAACAGACACAUCGUGAAACGUGUUGAUAGAGACGAUAAAUCCAUGUUUGCUGUUGGAAGAUUCCUGGGCAGGAUGUCGGUGAGGGGCUUGGACACCCCCUGCCCUUCCUCCAUAAAGCGGGAACCUUCCAGUCCCAGCCCUAGCUCGCAGGGUGACAGCCCAGCCCAACCCAGCCCUGAGGGCUCUUCCUCGGACACCAACUCCAGCUUUGGUCCCCUGGGAAAGAGCCACAACCGAAACAAUGGCCUGGACUCACCAGGACUCUAUACGCACACAGCAGAAGUAAUGGGGAACAGUGCCACAGCCAACAGGCGGUUCGGCAGUGAAGAUGGCCAGGUGAAGUGUGAAUUCAUGUUGGACUCGGUGGCCAAGAGGCUGUGUCUGGUGUGUGGAGACGUGGCGUCUGGGUACCACUAUGGCGUGGCCUCCUGUGAGGCCUGCAAGGCCUUCUUCAAGAGGACCAUCCAGGGGAACAUUGAGUACAGCUGCCCGGCCUCCAGUGAGUGUGAGAUCACCAAGCGGAGGAGGAAGUCCUGCCAAGCCUGUCGCUUCACAAAGUGUCUCAACGUGGGCAUGAUGAGAGAAGGUGUGCGUCUGGACCGGGUUCGUGGAGGGAGACAGAAGUACAAGCGAAGGAUAGACGCUGAGAACAGCUCCUACCUCAACCCUCAACACGGCCUGCCGCACAAGAGACCAUAUCCCCUGGGUGGUUUGGUGGAGAAUAAGGUGGUGUCUCUCCUGUUGGUGGCCGAACCGGAGAGUAUCUUUGCCAUGCCGGACCCCACGGUUCCUGACAGCGACAUCAAAGCCCUGACCACACUCUGUGACCUCGCCGACCGUGAGCUGGUGGUGAACAUUGGCUGGGCCAAACACAUCCCAGGUUUCCCCUCACUUUCACUGGCAGACCAGAUGAGUUUACUGCAAAGCGGAUGGAUGGAGAUUCUGAUCCUACGCGUUGUCUUUCGCUCGCUGGCGUUAGAGGACAGGCUGGUUUAUGCUGAGGACUAUGUCAUGGAUGAGGAGCAAUCCAAACUGGCAGGUGUUCUGGACCUGAACAAUGCCAUUAUGCAGCUGGUGAAGAAAUACAAAGCCAUGAGGAUGGAAAAGGAGGAGUUCGUUGUCCUUAAAGCCAUUGCGCUGGCAAACUCAGACUCAAUGCAGAUAGAGGACGUGGAGGCAGUCCAGAGGCUCCAGGACGUGCUCCACGGGGCCCUGCAGGACUACGAAAGUGCCCAGCACGCGGAGGACCCCCGGCGGACGGGCAAGCUCAUCAUGACCCUGCCCCUCCUCCGGCAGACGGCCGCCAGGGCCGUGCAGCACUUCUGCAGCAUCAAGCAGGACGGCCGUGUGCCCAUGCAUAAACUGUUCCUGGAACUGUUGGAGGCCAGGGCCUGACCGGCCUCGUGGGACUGGGAUCGUGUAGAGGAAGGAUCGGGUAGUGAUGUCAUCAAGGUCAGGAUUAAUGCAGGAAGUGACACCGGAAAGAACAGAAUGAACAGUUCUUGGACCUGAACCGAGCCAAGACGACUCUACCGCUAAGUUCCAGUAGCUCUUCUAUUAAGUAAUUGUUGUCCUUCUGUAUGUCAUUCUGGGGCGGCUGUGAGUUUGACGUGACGAUCACAGCCCUGCUUACUAUUAAUAACUCAGGAGGAUAGGAAGGAAGAGGAGGAGAGACAAGAAAGGACUGACAUCACAUUAGUGACAGGAGUAACUGCCUGAGGGAUUUGGAUUGCAGUCAUUGAUAUACACUUAAACAGUGCUAGCAGAAUGAAGACACCUAAAACUUGAAGAUCCUCUAGGAUGAUUGUGUGUGAAACCAGCUCUAAGCCUGUUCAUCUUGCAUUGUAGUGCUUUAAUAACUUUUCUUUUUUAUACUUAAAAAGAAAUGUGGACUGCGUCGACCUUGAAUGGUGGGACAUGCGCAGUCAAAGUAUGCAGCAAACGGUCGCAAAACUGCACAGUGCCCAGUAAAGGCCCUAACCUAGCAGGAGUUAGUGAGCUUGGUUUCAUUUAAAUGUUUUCAGGGAAAUACAUGAAGUAAAUUUAACUAGCGGAUUAUGAAGGUUUGGGGAGAAAUUGAUAAGAACAAUAUUUAUUUAUUGUUGGCUUGAUUGUUUUGUUAUUUUGUUUUUUAUUUACCAGUGUGGCAUUACAGAGAAUAAUAAAGGAUCAAAUAUAGACUGUUUUCUAAAGAUUUUUAAGUAAUUUUUGUUUUAACGAGUAAAUAAACCAUUUUGUACUUGCUUCAUUAGGUCACUCAUUGUACUGAUACCUGUACUACACUAUAGCAUCUGGGUAAAAUAAUAACUUCAUGUACAGUACGGGAAGACUUUGGGGAAAACUGCACUGAGUUGUAGAUUAUAAAUUGUGCAAAGCACUGCUUUUCAAUCCUAUUAUAAAAUCUGGUGGUGGUAUUUAAAAUGUCUGUGUGUUUCUGUCUCAGAAAGUAGAAAUGUCUGAAAAUCAUAAAUGUUAAAAUGAAGGGAAAACUUAACUAGGAAUGUGGAAAUAAAGCAUUGAACUUACUGUACAUUGCUGACAACUUUCAUGCAAUUAUCUCAGAAGUCCUUUAUUUGCUCUCUGUGCACUGUAUUGGAACAAUCUGUAUAUUUUUGUGACAAAGUAUAUCAUGAGGUGUGAUCCAGCAAUACUGUGUGGAGGGAGUGUAAAUGUAUGCAUUCUGAAUAAAGUCCCACAGAUAUGUAACCAGUUCAGAUGAGAUGUACACUAUUACCGUUCUCAGGAGGAUUCUAGGGCAAUAAAGAUGCUUCCAGUUUAAA